AACCAGAUCCAAACCGGCAGAGAGCGACUGCAGUCUGCGGCCGCUCUCCCGCGGACUCGCCGGCCCCGGCCGCACCCUCGCCUAUAUCUACGCGACGCGACCCCCUCAGUCUCGCUCGCAGCGCCUCCCAAACCUUCGCCCACCCACGCGCCUCACGGUCGCGCCGCGCCGGAUCGGGAUCAAGUCACGCUUAGCACCACGCGGCCGCUCUCGCUUUCGCCGUCGCCGGGAAUGGGGAGCACGGCGGGCGAGGUCACCCGCGCCGACUUCCCCGAGGGCUUCGUCUUCGGCGUCGCCACCUCCGCCUACCAGAUUGAGGGGGCAAGAAAUGAAGGUGGCAAAGGCGAUAGCAUAUGGGAUGUAUUUACAGAUAACAAAGAACGUGUCCUAGACGGAUCCUCUGGAGAAGUUGCAGUUGAUCAUUACCAUCGAUACAAGGAAGACAUUGAGCUCAUGGCCAAGUUGGGUUUUGGUGCUUAUAGAUUUUCCAUAUCUUGGUCACGGAUAUUUCCUGAUGGCUUAGGGACAGAAAUCAAUGAGCAAGGAGUUGCUUUCUAUAACAACCUUAUAGAUUUCAUGAUUGAGAAAGGUAUUCAGCCUUAUGCAACUCUGUAUCACUGGGAUCUUCCGCAUAAUCUUCAGAAGACUAUGGGGGGUUGGCUUUCUGACAAGAUUGUAGAGUACUUCGCAUUAUAUGCAGAAGCUUGCUUUGCAAAUUUUGGAGAUAGAGUUAAGCAUUGGAUAACAAUCAAUGAACCUAUUCAAACAUGCAUUAAUGCUUAUGGGGUUGGAAUAUUUGCUCCUGGAUUAUGUAAAGGUGUAGCUGCUGAACCUUUCUUGGCUGGCCAUCACCAGAUCUUAGCUCAUGCUGCUGCUGUUGAUGUCUACAGAAGAAAAUUCAAGGCUAAACAAGGUGGUCAAGUAGGAUUUGUUAUUGAUUGUGAAUGGGCGGAGCCAAAGUCGGACAAAAUGGAAGACCAGGCUGCUGCAGCACGGCGCAUUGACUUUCAACUUGGAUGGUUCCUGGACCCAAUAUACUUUGGUGAUUACCCAGAAAGCAUGCGCCAGAGAGUGGGCGAAUAUCUUCCAAAAUUCUCUGAGAAAGACCGUGAAUUGAUGAGGAACAAAAUUGAUUUUAUUGGAUUAAAUCACUAUACAUCAAGAAUCAUUGGCAAUCAGCCGAACCCACAACCACAAGAGAUCCAUUUUUAUCAGGUUCAACAAAUAGAGAGAACAGACAAAUGGAGUAGCGGUGAAGCAAUUGGUGAAAGAGCUGCGUCUGAGUGGCUUUUAAUAGUUCCCUGGGGUAUUCGGAAAACAAUCAAUUAUAUAGUAAAGAAAUAUGAAAAUCCAAUAAUAUAUGUAACAGAGAAUGGCAUGGAUGACGAAGACGAUCCAUCAGCACCAGUUGAUCAGUUCUUAAAUGACACAAAGAGGGUUAAUUUCUUCAAAGGAUAUGUUGGUGCAGUCGCACAAGCAAUAAAGGAUGGCGCCGACGUUCGUGGAUACUUUGCAUGGUCAUUCCUGGAUAACUUUGAGUGGGCGAUGGGAUUCACCAAGAGGUUUGGGAUUGUCUAUGUUGAUUACAAGAACGGGCUCACCCGACACCCUAAAGCAUCAGCCAUGUGGUUCUCACGCUUCUUGAACGGCGAGACCGCUGACAGCAAACCUGACACAAACUAAGCCCCUCAUUCACCAAGGGAUGGCACUGAUGUUCGCGGGUAGUUCGGAUGGCCAUUCCUGGGCAACUUUGAGUGGGCUACAUACAGUAUACACCACGAGAGGUUUGGUACAAGGAUGAGCAUUGGGGACAUUCCGAAGCACCAGCCCAGUACGUGGCUCUCACACCCGUCGAAGACCAACACGGCGCGAGCUGAGCCAUCUCACAGCAAGUAAAUGAAACAUUAUACGAGUUGUUGUUGUUGCUGCUGUUGUUGUAUCGUACCACGACUGCCAUCUACUCAAAAUAAUAAUCGUAGCCCAUCUCAGAUACACUUCUAUACGGGCCACGAUUAGUCCAUUGAUUGUUCAAAUGGAUGUUUAAGGGGCCAGAGUUCCCUGCUAAUAAAUUAUACGAGUUCAUGUCAGCCAACCCUGUUAGACAACGCUGCCUAUGUAUGUUUGCUACUCUGCUGCUGCUGUAUUAGUCCUGUAAUGUCUGGCCUU
Molecule: messenger RNA, 2166 nt
Organism: Triticum dicoccoides
Lineage: Eukaryota; Viridiplantae; Streptophyta; Magnoliopsida; Poales; Poaceae
Product: beta-glucosidase 4-like
Exons: 14
Coding region: 232-1683 (483 amino acids)
Biological process (GO): cellulose catabolic process
Molecular function (GO): beta-glucosidase activity
Source: RefSeq, a predicted model, not a curated record